Molecule: messenger RNA, 1157 nt
Organism: Salvia splendens (bonfire salvia)
Lineage: Eukaryota; Viridiplantae; Streptophyta; Magnoliopsida; Lamiales; Lamiaceae
Exons: 5
Coding region: 123-1157 (344 amino acids)
Source: RefSeq, a predicted model, not a curated record
UUUCCGGCGUCGAAUAGAAAAACCGGACUAAAUACAUUCGGAGAUGCAAUCCUCCACGGUGACAUUAUGCACCGCCGCUUCUCCGCCGUCGAAUAGAAAAACCGGACUAAAUACAUUCGGAGAUGCAAUCCUCCACGGUGACAUUAUGCACCGCCGCUUUUCCGCCGGCGAUCAAUUGCGCUUCAAUCAGACCGUUGAGAAUUGUCAAUUUCAAAACACCUGUAUUGAUUUCACUUGUCGAUUUUAUCUGCGAUGACCGUAGAAAACGACGCAGUCUGUCUAUUUCUAGUAGAUGUGCGCGGCGGUUGCGUUUGAAUCGAAAUUUUAUCUCUAGUACCACUGCCGCAGCUGGCGGCGGCGGCGGUGGUUCCGUUUCGGAGCUUAACGACGGCGCUAGGAAACUACUGCAGGUCAUUCUGUGGAUAGCUGAGGCUGUUUAUAUCGUUUGGCUCUUCUUACUUCCCUAUGCUCCUGGGGAUCCUGUCUGGGCCAUUAGUUCAGACACAAUCAGUUCUCUGAUAGGCCUUUCACUCAAUUUCUUCUUUAUUCUGCCUUUGACAAACUUAGUCGGUAUUCAUCUCAUCGAGGCACCAGUUCUCCAUCCAAUGUCUGAAGGAUUAUUCAACCUUGUUAUUGCGUGGACGUUGAUGUUUGCUCCUCUGCUUUACACUGAUAAACUGAGAGACAGAUUCAAGGGAUCAAUUGAUGUAUUAUGGGGCUUUCAGAUGUUUCUCACAAACACGUUCUUGAUUCCUUACAUGGCCAUACGUCUGAACGAGGCUCAAGAGGACGACACUCCAAGAAAGACCUCUCAACUUGGUUCAGUCAUGACAAACGGAGCAGCCAUUGUUGGACUCACUGGUGGGCUUGUAAGCUUGCUGUCGAUAGUUUGGGCCUUUUACGGCCGAGGAGAUGGUAAUUUUGGAGAUUUGGGAGAAAGACUGGAGUUUCUGCAAAACUAUCUUGGAUCCGAGAGACUCGCCUAUGCCUUCAUCUGGGAUAUCUGCCUGUACCUAGUUUUCCAGCCAUGGUUGAUCGGCGACAACCUCCAAAAUGUCCAACAAGACAAAAUUGCUUCGGUUAAUCUUCUCAGAUUCGUCCCAGUAGUCGGCCUAGUAGCCUACUGCCUCUGUUUAGACACCAGCAAAGAGACAUAG